Aspergillus wentii DTO 134E9 is the source of this 2090-nucleotide messenger RNA. RefSeq names its product glycosyl hydrolase family 79 C-terminal domain-containing protein. The transcript has 5 exons. Bases 131 to 1666 code for a protein of 511 amino acids. NCBI's taxonomy places the organism in Eukaryota, Fungi, Ascomycota, Eurotiomycetes, Eurotiales, Aspergillaceae. The record is from RefSeq and is a predicted model, not a curated record.
CUCAUCUUGCACCGUAUGAAGGAUAUUGGGAUCAAGAGUUCUCAGACCUCCUGGGUCCAGGGCAUCUAGUAUAAAGGCCGUGAAAUGGCAUCACUUUGUUUGGGAAGAAUAACUACACAUUCUGCUCAUCAUGAAGGUCCAAAUCGCCAUAACGCUUCUUGUUCCAACAGCCCUUGGCCUCAUCUCCGUCCCCGAUUCCCCGCCCAACUUUGCCAGCGAUCCUAUUCCCAAGGAUCUCUCGUCGUUUUCAAUCGAGCUUUCAUCAUUUCCCAACUAUGCUGGAAACACUUCGAUUCCAAAUGACUUCUCAUACAAUCUGCUAUCCAACCUGAAGGAGCUUACGGGAGUCUGGCCCAAGGUCAGAGUGGGGGGGACAACGCAGGACAAAUCAUUGUUUGAUCCAGACCAGGCUGAAGCUAUAAAGCUUUAUUUUGACAAGCCUGGCGACGACCAACCAUCGCGUGCAACAUACGGACCGGCCUUUUUUGAGUCAUACCAAACAUGGGAGGGCGUCAAGUUCAUCCAUGGCUUCAACUUCAACUAUAAUGGUUCCGACGCUACUGAACAACUCCAAUCGGUGUCUUCUGCAGCCUGUACUGCUAUGGGUCAACGUCUCUUCCUCUCCGAACUGGGAAAUGAAAUCGACUUUGCACCUGGAUGGCCCAAUUUCUACCGUUCCCCGAACUGGACUAUGGCGGACUAUGUGAAAGAAUGGAAUUGGAAGACAGAUGUUAUGGCCAAGUCUAUUAAGGAGAGCUGUCCGGACGUUACGACUGAUUUUAUCGCGCCUAGUUUCAUCUGGACUAAUCUUACCGGACGAGCUCCAUGGAAUCCAGCGGAUGCUUUUAAGUUGGGGCUGGGAGAUAAUGGGCUUGUCAGUGAGAUUGGCGUGCACAACUAUAUGAACGCUGACUCAAAGGAACGUUUCGGUGUCGACAAUGAAGAUCUACAGGAACUGCUCAUGAACCACUCGAGCAUCGUCGGCUCCCUAGGUCCUCAUAUAGAGCUCGCCAGGAACCUAUCCGACCUAGGCCUCCCGUACAUUCUUAGCGAAACAAACAGCAUCGCAGGGCAGGGACGAAUCAACAAGACAGACGUCUUGGGUGAUGCCCUUUGGCUGGUUGAUUAUACACUCUGGGCUGGAGCCCAUGGUGUAAAACGGAUUCAUUUCCACCAAGGGAUGAAUUAUCGCUAUGCAUCGUGGCAGCCGAUGGAGAGCAACGGGACUCUGCCUACGACUCGGCCGCCUUAUUAUGGGCAUAUCAUGGCGUCGCAUGCACUUGGGAACUCUAGUGACACACGCAUCGCAAAUAUCCCUCUGAAGGAAGAUACAGAAUCCGCAUACGCUAUAUACGACGACAAUUCUCUCUCUCGCAUCGCCAUCCUCAACAUGCAAGAGUCGUUUGCCAAUGCCACCAGCCGCCCUACCGAGAAGUAUACCGUCAAAGUCCCCAAUCAUUUCCACAGAGCAAGGGUGGAUAGACUCAUCGCACCAGGAAGCGACUCUCGUACGAACAUCACAUUCGGCGGUGUUUCGUACGACUAUACUCGAUCACGGGGCCACCCUGUUGUGUUGAAUUCGCCAGAGUACGCGGCCAUCAAAGAUGGAAUGCUGCAGAUAGCAGUUCCUGCCUCUUCAGCUGUGCUUCUUACCCUCGAUGGUUAGGGAUACGCGUUGUGUGCAAUACUCGGGGAUCCCCGUGUAACGCAGAUGUUUCGGAGUCCUCAAGUCUAUCUGUCAUUUAGGAAUAUUGUGUCACAUGCCCUUGCAUGAUGACGUUUCGCUGAAACUAUCAAUUCUGAAUUUAUGUUUUAGUGACGGUAUACCAGUACUCUAGCACAGCUUUCAAUGUUUGUAGUAUUGUAUCCCACCAUCCACCCUAUACUAUCAAAUGCACAUUUCCCUAGAAUCUAUACAAAUCGAGACUAUAUGAUAAUGGUAUAUUUGAGAGGAGAGAAACCAUAGCACUACUGGUAAAACAGCCAUUUGAUAAUCCGCGCUCGAUGGCCUUUUUUCAGCAGUCCCCUUGCUGCCUCUCGAAUCUCCUCGGCGUUUCCAGUCACGUCAGAUAUGCCCCUCUCCGCCAUGA